AUGGCCAAAGGAAGCCAAAAUGAAGAACAUCAGCAAACACAUUCUGACUCCAAGUCCUCCGGCCUCGUUUCCAACCUGAGCACAGAGGAUCUGGACCAGGAGCAGGAGAAGGUUCGACAGCUGCUGGAUCGGAUUCAGAAGGCGGCGGCCUGCACCUGCCUGCUUCCUCUGGGUAAAGACCGGCUGUACCGCAGAUACUGGAUCAUCCCCUCUGCCUCCGCUCUGUUUGUGGAAGAGGACUUCUCCGGACUGACCGAGGACAUGCUGAAGCCACGCCCCAAACCUGAAGACGCUGCAGCUGAGGUGGAUCAAAACAUGGAGGCGGAGCCGUCAAGUACCAACGGUUGUUCGGACCCUGACCUCCCCGGUGCUCCGGUGGACCGGCCCAACCAGUGGUCCUUCUACGGCUCAAUAGAGGAGGUGGAUCAACUGAUCGAAGCUCUGAACCCUCGAGGUCACAGAGAGGGCUCCCUGAGGGAGGCGCUGCGGCAGGACAGAGACAAGCUGCAGCAGCUGCUGCAGACCUGCGACGGCAGCAGAUACAGGCUGCAGCCCACACAGACCGGUGAAGAAGAGCUGCCAGCUUUCUCUGCAUCAGCAGAUACCCUGAUGGAGGUGAGAUUAAGAGACCUGCUGCUGGACCUGGAGGACCGCAUCCAUCAGGGAUCCCUGGGGACUUUGAAAGUGAUGGACAGACAGGUUUGGCGCUCUGCGCUGGAGGAAGGAAACUACGAGCUUCUGGGAUCUGAUGGCAAAGAAAACGGCGUGAUGAAUGGUCAGGUGGAGCCGUGGGAGGUGGACUCGGCUCACCUCAGAACCAGAGAGAGGUGCAAUGACAGGCUGCAGGAGCUCCGCUGCGAAGCCUCGGCCACCUGCGGGACCAGCGGCAGCACCACUCCUCAGGCCAUCAGCGGCGUGGUGCGAGUUCUGGCUCAGGCCCUCAGUCACGUUGAGCAAGGCAUUGAGAGACGCUUCCUUAAGCCUCCUCUGGGUGAGUCUGGGGCUGCUGGUCUGAGCUUCCAGAUCCUCUCAUUUAUCUGUGAAAACUCAAAUUAACAAAGUUCCAAAUAGGUUUUCUACCGUCUGGUUGAGUCAAAGGAAAAGUCCGGUCAGCAGGAAUAACCAAUGGAUCAUUAUUUAAACCUAAAACUGAUACGUUCGCAGUGAUUUCAUGAAUUUAAAAAAAUGUAAAUUUUCCUCACGAUCACA
Molecule: messenger RNA, 1209 nt
Organism: Cyprinodon variegatus (sheepshead minnow)
Lineage: Eukaryota; Metazoa; Chordata; Actinopteri; Cyprinodontiformes; Cyprinodontidae
Product: bromodomain adjacent to zinc finger domain protein 1A-like
Exons: 7
Coding region: 1-1056 (351 amino acids)
Biological process (GO): chromatin remodeling
Source: RefSeq, a predicted model, not a curated record